AUGGUAGACCCCAAGAUACAUCGAGACGAAAUUUUAGACCGUCAGGCGAAUGGCCUACCAGGGAGUAAAGUUGCCAAGAGUGUCUUCCAGUUCGCGACGCCUCUUGAUCUGGUGUUAUACGGUCAACUCGUUGGGUCGUUUAAUGGUUUCCAGGAUGGCACGAUUUCCGCAUCGACACUUAAGUCCGACAUCUCAAGGUUUACUGUAUUCUUCGUGUACCUUGCCAUCGGAAUGUUUGUGUCUAUCUACAUCACCACCGCGGGGUUCUAUUACACGGGGGAACGGAUCACGAAAACGUUGAGGAGGACGUAUCUCAAGGCCGCCAUUCGGCAGAAUAUCUCGUUCUUCGACACUCUGGGAGCAGGGGAAAUCACGACGCGUAUCACGACCGACAUUACACUCAUUCAAGGGAUCACCGGUAAUCUUUCCGUGAGCCUGACCGCGGCGGCCACUUUUAUCUCGGCGCUGGUGAUUACAUUCGUGGUGUACUGGAAGCUGGCACUGGUGCUCUGCUCCACAGUGGUUGCCCUGACGAUCUUCAGCACGGUCGGAAUAGUCCUGCCCGUGCGAUGGACCAAGGCAUCGUUACUGUGUUACAGUACUGGUGCCAAUGUGGCAGAGGAAGCGAUCAGUUCAAUCCGGCAUGUCACUGCGUUCGGUAUUCAGCAGAAGAUGGUGGAGCGUUAUGACAAGUACCUGCAGCGUGCGGAGCGGCCCAGCUUCAAGGCGAACUCCAUCACAGCGCUCAUGAUGAGUGCCAGCGAGGCCGUGCCGUAUUUGAGCUACGGCCUUUCCUUCUGGGCAAAGUCAGGAAAAGAUUGGAAGAGAGAAUAA
Aspergillus bombycis is the source of this 834-nucleotide messenger RNA. RefSeq lists its product as uncharacterized. Lineage: Eukaryota; Fungi; Ascomycota; Eurotiomycetes; Eurotiales; Aspergillaceae. The transcript has 2 exons. Gene Ontology annotation, molecular function: ABC-type transporter activity; ATP binding. Gene Ontology annotation, cellular component: membrane. The record is from RefSeq and is a predicted model, not a curated record. Bases 1 to 834 code for a protein of 277 amino acids. Gene Ontology annotation, biological process: transmembrane transport.